GCGUACCGUGUGUUGUUUGGCUUUGAUAAAAAUUUAUUUAUUAAUUUAAAAUAUUUAAAACCAGUUUAAAAUAGGCUUUAACAUGAUUUUUGUGGUGUUUUUUAAUUGAUUUGUAAUUCUUGUCGAGUUCUGGUUCCUAUAAACUUCACAUCACAAUGUCAGACUCAGAAGGCAGUCGGUAUUCGGAUGCAGGAUCGGUCAGAUCCAGGAGUAGGAGUUCCAGAGGCAGUGUUAGGUCAAGACAGAGCCGAUCAGCAUCUAGGUCCAGAUCACCAAGCAGAUCCAAAUCAAGGUCUAGAUCCCGAAGUGGAAGUAUAAGAUCUAGGUCUAGGAGUGUUUCUAGAAGUAGAUCGAGAAGUAGGAGUAAGAGCCAGGGUAGAAGUAGAAGUGGAUCAAGAAGAUCUGGAUCUGAAGCUAGAGAAGCUUCAGAACCUGAAGAAGUUCAAGAAGAAGAAGAACCUGACGGACAUAGUCUAAGAGAUAGUGAAGAAUAUGAUUCAGAGGAGGAUGACAGUGACGAAGGUGGAAGAUCCAAGAAAAGAAAGAAGAAGGACAGAUAUGGUGGUUUCAUUAUUGACGAGGCCGAGGUUGAUGACGAAGUGGAAGAUGAAGAAGAUUGGGAAGAUGGAGCCCAAGAAAUCGGCAUCGUUUCCAAUGAAUUAGACGAAUUUGGACCUACUGCGAGAGAAAUUGAAGGCAGAAGACGAGGCACGAAUUUGUGGGACGCUCAAAAAGAACAUGAAAUUGAAGAAUAUUUACGUAAAAAGUAUGCGGAAGAUGGAGCAGCCUCCAAACUUUUCGGUGAUGGUGGAGAGGAAAUGUCAGACGAAAUUACCCAGCAGACAUUAUUGCCAGGUGUCAAAGACCCCAAUUUAUGGAUGAUAAAAUGUCGAAGCGGAGAAGAAAAGUCAACAUGUUUGUUGCUUAUGCGCAAAUUUUUAUCUUACCAAAGUACCAAUAACGCUUUACAAAUAAAAUCAGUUGUAGCCCCUGAAGGAGUUAAAGGUUACAUUUAUAUUGAAGCUUAUAAACAACCUCAUGUUAAAGCUGCAAUUGAAAGUGUAGGAAGCUUGAGGAUAGGUAUUUGGAAGCAACAAAUGGUACCCAUAAAAGAAAUGACUGAUGUUUUGAGAGUCGUCAAAGAGCAAACUGGCCUAAAAUCUAAACAAUGGGUUAGACUUAAGAGAGGUUUAUAUAAGGAUGAUAUAGCGCAAGUGGAUUAUUUCGAUAUGGCCCAAAAUCAAGUACAUUUAAAGAUAUUGCCAAGGAUUGACUAUACUAAGCUAAGAGGUGCUUUAAGAACCACCCAAUCCGACUCUGAAGCUGAAAAAAGAAAGAAGAAACGUCGUGCUGCUGCAAAACCUUUCGAUCCUGAAGCAAUUAGAGCCAUUGGUGGAGAAGUGACAUCCGAUGGUGAUUUUUUAAUAUUUGAAGGCAACAGAUAUUCUAGAAAAGGAUUUUUAUAUAAAAACUUUACUCUAAGUGCUGUUAUAGUUGAUGGAGUGAAGCCUACUUUAGCUGAAUUGGAAAGGUUUGAAGAACAACCAGAAGGUAUUGAUUUGGAGUUGCCAGCAGAAAAAGAAGAUAAAACUGUAACUCACUCUUUUAGUGCUGGAGAUAACGUGGAAGUGUGUGAAGGUGAAUUGAUUAAUUUGCAGGGUAAAAUUAUGAGUAUUGACGGGUCAAUGAUCACUAUAUUGCCCAAACAUGAAGAUUUGAAAGAUCCUUUGGUUUUCCAAGCGAAUGAAUUGAAAAAAUAUUUCAAAAUGGGAGACCAUGUUAAAGUUUUGUCAGGUCGUUACGAAGGGGACACUGGUCUGGUUGUCAGAGUUGAAAACAACCGCGUAGUUCUAAUAUCUGACUUGACAAUGCAUGAAAUGGAAAUUUUGCCCAAAGAUUUGCAACUGUGCAGUGACAUGGCUAGUGGAGUGGACUCUUUGGGGAAAUUCGAAUGGGGCGAUUUGGUUAAUCUAGACGCAGAAACUGUGGGCGUUAUUGUGAGAUUGGAAAGGGAAAACUUUCAUGUUUUAAACAUGCAUGGCAAAGUGGUGGAGUCUAGGCCAAGUUCUUUGCAGAAACGUCGAAUAAAUAGGUUUACAGCUGCUUUGGAUUCAUAUAAGAACAGUUUACAUAGGCGAGAUAUGGUGAAGGUUAUAGAUGGUCCUCAUUCAGGUUUCUCAGGUGAAAUCAAACACCUCUAUCGCAACUUUGCAUUUCUUUACUCUGUAGAGUUUCUGCAAAACGGUGGAAUAUUCGUUUGCAAAACUAAACAUUUGCAAUUGGCCGGUGGCAAUAAAAUUAUUGCCAACAACGAUCUUGGAACGGGAAUCGAAUACAUGUCUCCGAGGAGAGGUUCCCCUUUGCAUCCCUCAAGUGGUGGUGCACCACCAUCUAUGGGCGGAGGCUUUGGUGGCGGGCCACGUGGUGGUGGCGGUGGUAGAGGCAGAGUGAGCCGUGAUAGAGAUAUUAUAGGAACCACCAUCAAAAUCACUAGAGGCCCGUAUAAAGGCAACAUCGGUAUUGUUAAGGAUGCCACUUCAAGUACUGCAAGAAUUGAAUUGCACACAUCUUGUCAGACUAUUUCUGUGGACCGCAACCAUAUUCAAGACGUUGGUACUCCAACAAAAGAUGGAUCCAUUUCCAGUUAUGGCCGUACACCAGCUUACACUGGAAGCCAGACUCCGAUGUACAGAGAUAUCGGUAAUAAAACUCCAAUGGCAGAUUCUGGAUCGAGAACACCAUUGCAUUAUGGCUCUAUGACGCCUAUUCAUGAUGGAUCCAGGACGCCGAACGCUAACUCGGAAUGGGAUCCUAGUGUACCAAAUACUUAUCCUUCACCUGCAUAUAAUCCAAGCACUCCUGGUGGUAUGAAUGCGCCCUUCACACCUCAAACUCCUGGAGGUGUAUAUGAGUCUACUUACAGUCCGUAUGGUUAUCAGAGUGCAAUUUCCACUCCUUCUCCUGCUACAGCGAGUCCCUUUGGGAUACACGAUCCAGGGUAUGGGCAAUCUCCUGCAAGUAACAAUCCCUACAACACUCCAAGUUCAGGUUACAGCCCUGUAGGGCCCUACAAUCCUCAAACACCAGGCGCUGGCUUAGACGUAUUACCAAUGACUGACUGGCAUACAGUCGAUAUUGAGGUUAAAAUACGAGACAGUCAUGAUGACACAGGUUUAGCGGGACAAAACGGUUUAAUCCGGAGCAUAUCUGGAGCAAUGUGUUCAGUGUUUUUGCCCGAUGAGGACAGGGUGGUGAAUAUUUUAGCUGAUCAUCUUGAUCCAGUUAGGCCACAGAGAGGUGACCAAUUCAAGGUUAUCAUCGGUGAAGAACGAGAACAAACAGGAGAACUUCUCUCAAUUGACGUACACGAAGGCGUUGUUAAAAUAAAGAAUGAGAUAACGAUGUUGCCUUUACAGAAUUUGUGUAAAAUGCGCAAGUUGUAAGAAAUCUUCAAAUAUUUUAGAAUUAUUGUUCUAAUCUGAAUAGGACUUUUCAAAUGUACACAUAGGUACAUUCUUAAAUGUUUGAUUUCAGGGCAACAAAAUGAAAUAAAACAAUUUCAAACUGAUUUUACAGUAUUUAUUUAAAACCAUACUUGAUUAUAAAAGUUUUAAAAUUGGAAUGAACGUGUUAAAAAAUUUAAUAAAAUGUCAAGGCGAAUAUUUCAGUUAAAAAACAAGAAACAAUUAACAUUUAAAAACAUGUUACAAAUACAUAUAAUUUCAAACUUGAACAAUUUAUUUUGAGCAAAAAUAAAUUUAUUUUCUACCAUAACCUAACUAUAUAACUACAGCUAAGAGUCAGUUCAGUCUUUACUAAAAUAAAAUAAACAUUUGCACCACAGAAACACCUAAAACAAACACCACAAAUUGCAAGUGAAAAAAUAUCAAAUUUGAAACAUUGAAGUCAAUUUUUCUACAUAGACAUGUAGGUAUAAAACAAAGUUAAUCUAGGUUGGAAAACUGUCCCAGACAGUUGUUUGAUUUUUUUAAAUUAUUUUUACCAAAGUUGACAUCAUUACACUAGAAGAUAAACUAUCUGUAUUUUUCUAAUAAAGUGUUAAUUUCAAUGUCCACUUUUUCAUCCUAAAAUAGGAAAAUAUUAUUGAUCAAUCAAGGAAAUUUUUAAUUAAAUAAUUCAAAGACACUCACCAGACUAGUCCCAUGACUGUUAAUGGCCUUCUCUAGCCACCCCACAGCUUCUUCAUAUUCGCCCAUUGCAAUUUUACAUUUAGCUAUCAUCAAUUUAUUGUCUUUCCAUUCAAAGGGAGCUAGCUUUUCAGCUGCUAGAAGAUGUGAACAUGCUUCUUCAUAAGUAGCAGUUGGAGGCUCCCCAAAAAAUGCUGAAGCUACUUUUUU
Ceutorhynchus assimilis (cabbage seed weevil) is the source of this 4358-nucleotide messenger RNA. The record is from the annotation of a GenBank genome assembly. Lineage: Eukaryota; Metazoa; Arthropoda; Insecta; Coleoptera; Curculionidae.